This is a messenger RNA of Hydractinia symbiolongicarpus, 881 nucleotides long. RefSeq names its product membrane-spanning 4-domains subfamily A member 4D-like. Gene Ontology annotation, cellular component: membrane. The record is from RefSeq and is a predicted model, not a curated record. NCBI's taxonomy places the organism in Eukaryota, Metazoa, Cnidaria, Hydrozoa, Anthoathecata, Hydractiniidae. The transcript is spliced from 5 exons. The coding region runs from base 85 to 684 and encodes 199 amino acids.
CAUUUUAAGGUUUCUUAUUGUGUUGCGAUUAAAGCUUAAAGCAGGACUUAAAUUUUUUUUUUAAGUUUAUAAAAAAAGUUGAGAAUGGCUGGAGAGAUUCUAAAAGGUCAUGCAUUGGCAGGACUUGUCUUUGGAGCAAUUGAACUCGUUCUUGCCCUUAUUGUCAUUAUAUGUUCUUUUGUAAUGGCGGGCAAAGCCGAAAUGAGCACUAGCCUGACUCCAUAUUGGGCUGGAAUACCUUUCAUCAUCCCUGGAAUUUUAGGUCUCGUCGCGGGAUUAACAAAAAACAAAUGCGCGAUGAUUGCAUUCAUGGUAUUAAACAUUCUGUGCUUCAUCCUCCAAGGUUUGGCCACUAUUUUAGUUGCAAUUGUAGUAGCUAUAUGGGCUGCAUAUGCAAGCGCCGUUGACGAUUGCCGAAAAAUUGGAGACGAUUGCUACUGCAACGUUAAUGGGGAACUAAAAAUUAUACAUGGUAUGUCAAACUGUGAUGACUUGAAAUCGAUCUCUACCUUACUUUACGUCAUUGUCAUCUUUUUGGUCAUUGGUGCUAUCGUGACACUGGCUGCUUCCAUCCUUGGUUGUGUGGCUACCUGCUGCACAUCAAGUCCCCCUACCACAGUAAUUGUACAACAACCUGGAAUGGUAAUGCAAGUUCCACCUCAACAACAAACCUAUCCAGAGUAGCAGUGAGAAUUGCUAGAGGAGAAUGGCUUUUGUAGAUGAUAUCUUUGUAAAUAUGUAGACAUUUAAGUUAAUUUUGCAUAUUUUGUAAAGAAAAAGAUUGCACACUUUUUAAGAAGAAUUUUUUUUUUUAGGUCUUUAUAUUAUAUUCAUAUUAUAUGUAAAAAUUUUAUUUGAAUAGAAGAGCACUAUGGUGUGAA